This is a messenger RNA of Ochotona curzoniae (black-lipped pika), 1768 nucleotides long. It is a transcript of the gene SGTA, whose product is annotated as small glutamine rich tetratricopeptide repeat co-chaperone alpha. Gene Ontology annotation, molecular function: molecular adaptor activity; protein binding. Gene Ontology annotation, biological process: post-translational protein targeting to endoplasmic reticulum membrane. Gene Ontology annotation, cellular component: TRC complex; membrane. The transcript is spliced from 12 exons. The coding region runs from base 130 to 1068 and encodes 312 amino acids. The record is from RefSeq and is a predicted model, not a curated record. NCBI's taxonomy places the organism in Eukaryota, Metazoa, Chordata, Mammalia, Lagomorpha, Ochotonidae.
CGGAGCGCAGGCGCAGCCGUCGGGUCGGGGCUCGGUCGCCGGAGAGCCCGCACCUCUGGGGCCUCAUGCUCUCGGCCUUGGAACCCACAGACGGUGGAAGCGCCCGGCGUCCCGUGACCCCAUCUCGAGAUGGACAACAAGAAGCGCCUGGCUUACGCCAUCAUCCAGUUCCUGCAUGAGCAGCUGCGGCACGGCGGGCUCUCUUCGGACGCGCAGGAGAGCCUAGAAGUCGCCAUCCAGUGUCUGGAGACGGCUUUCGGGGUAUCGUUGGAAGACAGCGACCUGGCUCUCCCCCAGACGCUACCAGAGAUCUUUGAGGCGGCUGCCAGUGGCAAGGAGCCUCCACCUGACCUGAGGAGCCCAGAGCGGACCCCACCAUCAGAGGAAGACUCUGCCGAGGCCGAGCGCCUUAAAACCGAAGGGAACGAACAGAUGAAGGUGGAAAACUUCGAGGCCGCCGUGCACUUCUACGGCAAAGCCAUCGAGCUGAACCCGGCCAACGCCGUCUACUUCUGCAACAGAGCCGCGGCCUACAGCAAGCUGGGCAACUACACGGGCGCCGUGCGGGACUGUGAACGCGCCAUCUGCAUUGACCCGUGCUACAGCAAGGCCUACGGGCGCAUGGGCCUGGCGCUGUCGAGCUUGAGCAAGCACGCGGAGGCCGUGGCCUACUACAAGAAGGCGUUGGAGCUGGACCCCGACAACGAGACCUACAAGUCCAACCUCAGAAUCGCUGAGCAGAAGCUGCGGGAGGCCCCGAGCCCGACGGGCGGCACGGGCAGCUUCGACAUCGCCGGCCUGCUUAGCAACCCCAGCUUCAUCAGCAUGGCCUCCAACAUGAUGAACAACCCGCAGCUGCAGCAGCUAAUGUCUGGCAUGAUCUCAGGCGCUCACAACCCUCUGGGUACCCCUGGCACCAGCCCCUCACAGAAUGACCUGGCCAGCCUCAUCCAGGCGGGCCAGCAGUUCGCACAGCAGAUGCAGCAGCAGAACCCCGAGUUCAUCGAGCAGCUGCGCAGGGAGAUGCGCAGCCGGACGCCCAGCGCCAACGAGGAGCAGCAGGAGUGAGCCCCGGCCCGGCAGCCGUCCCUGGCCGGCAGCAAGCCGCGUGUCUGCCAUCUGCCCCCUCCCCACCCCCACGUUGGACUGCCGGAGAGCAAAGAACAGGAAACUGGACCCGCAUGUCCCUGUCGGGAUGGAUGGUCCCCGCCCCUUCCCCUUUUGUACUCACGCGCCCAGCUCCUCCCCAAAGAGCCAGCAAGGUGUCUGCAGCACCGCCCCCUCGGGCCCAGCACCCAGCACCCUGGGCGCCACCUGUGGCUGCGGACCCCAGGCCCUGUCCUGUCUGUCCAACUCCCACCCUGUGUGUCUCUAAGUUCCGCCCUAUCUAAGUCCCACCCCAUCCAUGUCAGCCUCACCCUCAUGUUUCCAAGCCCCACUCUGCCAUGGCCCUGGGCCGUCCAGCGGGCCUCCCUGCCAGUGGGUCAGGAAGUGGCCUCUGGGCUGGCUGAGCGGGAACAGGCGCCCGCCUCUCCCACCUCCCCUCACAGUCCUCACGGCAGCGACUGGCACGUGGUGACCUUGGGCCCUUGGCCUGUGUGUCCCACAGACGUGCUCAGCACCACCCACCUCCCCUGGGGCAGGGUGUGGACACUGCCCAGGGUUGUGGGCAGCCAGUCCGGAGGGGUGCAGCCGCCCGCCUGCAGCCCCUGGCGUGGGCGACGGGCACUGUGUGCACCCCUGCAGAAUAAACACAUCGUGACCUCUG